Messenger RNA from Paramecium pentaurelia, 1473 nucleotides. Lineage: Eukaryota; Ciliophora; Oligohymenophorea; Peniculida; Parameciidae. The record is from the annotation of a GenBank genome assembly.
AUGAGAAGAUUUAUUUAAUCUAAUCAUAUCUUAAUUGAGUUGAUAUUGUUGUCCAUACUAAUCCCUUCCUGUUAUUCAAGCAAUAAUUUGAGAAGACAUAUAGAAUGUAUUUUAAUAUAUUACAUAUUAGGGCAUCAGAUUGAGCAUCAAUCUACAUCAUUUUCUCAAGUAGAGAAUACAAUAUGUUACAUAUUUGGAUUCAUAAGUAUGAUUUUGGCUCUUUCUAUUUUGUGGCACAAUGAAAGAAGGUUUUUAUUUAUAAAAUAAUAUAAUAGAAAUGCAAUUACAGAAUAUAGAUUAGAAGAAGCAAAGAAAUUAUGUACUUCAGUCAAUUCACUAGAAGUAAAUCCUAAUACUAAUAAUUAAUUAAUUCACACAAAUGGUAAAACAUCAUCUAUAUCAUUUUAUUAGGCUUGAGUUAAACCUCUGAUCUAAUUGUUGAUGCUGCUUUUGGUUUGACUUUAAAAGAUUGCGUUAAGCUAGUUAGAACAGUCGAAAUGUAUUUAUGGGUAGUGAUAGAAUCUCAAAAUGAUGAUGGAUCAACUAGUGUUUCUGUUUUUUAGGAAUGGAGCACAGAUUUCUGUGAAAAUUGUGGAACUUGCAAAAAUGAUAAAACUAAAUGGAUUGUAGAAAAAGAGACAUAAAUUAAUUAGAAUGUUCGCAUAGGUGCUUAUUUAAUGAGCAAAUCUUUAGCAUUACAAACAAAUGCAAAUUAAAGUAUUAUAAUGACUAAUAAUAAUGCUUAAGCAGCUGCCUAUUUCUAUGGAUAUUCAAAAGGAUUUGAGAAUUUGUAACACUUAUUAAUAUAUUAGUGAACCAAAUGGAAAAUAUUUAUAUUUCUAAUAAAAUAAAGGAACUUUAACAAUGAAUGAUUUAAGAGUCUCAUUUGAUUAUUCAAAAACUGGUCCUACAACAGUGGUUUCUCAAUAAUAUAAUGAUUCAUUUACUUCUUUUGUAGUUCACGAUAAAUUUGAUGAAACUGUGGCAAGAGAUAUAAAUUUUGAUUAAAUGUAAUUCUCUUUUGUUAAUUGCUGUUGUUGUUGUUGCAAGUUCUUUAGAGCAAUCGAUCAACCCCUAACUGAAAUAGAUUGGAUAUUUGAUUCAAUUAUGACAUAAAAUCAGGUUUUUAAAAAAAAAAUAAAUUAUGAUGCAUGUGUCGCAUUGAUAAAAAGAAUUCUAGCAUACUUAAUAAUGGUAAUAUAUUUUAUUAAUUUUAUAUAGGGAAUUGCAUUUAGCUUGUUAUUCUAUCCUAAUUCAUGGGUAGUUUCAUUGUCCCCUUUGGUUGGAUACUUUUUAGCUUCACUCACUGGAUAUGUCUAUAUUUUAGCCAGUUUUAUAAUAACUAUUCCAAUAAACGUAUUAAUUAUAGGCUGUGUUUGGUUAAGGUAUCAACCAAAAUAAGGAAUUGCCUUUAUUGUAUUUUCUGCUUUAAUUGGAGUAGCAAUAUCUUAUUACAUUCUAAGUUAUAGUUGA